AUGAGUACUUCAAGCUGCAGAUUCUACGAGAACAAGUAUCCUGAAGUUGACGAUGUUGUGAUGGUCAACGUGCAACAGAUCGCCGAGAUGGGUGCUUAUGUCAAGCUUCUCGAGUACGACAACAUCGAAGGUAUGGUUUUGCUCUCCGAGUUGUCCAGAAGACGUAUUAGAUCCAUCCAAAAGCUGAUCAGAGUUGGAAAGAACGAGGUUGUUGUUGUGCUGAGAGUUGAUAAGGAGAAGGGUUAUAUCGAUCUGUCCAAGCGUCGUGUCAGUUCUGAAGACGUUCAGAAAUGUGAAGAGAAAUAUACGAAAUCUAAGGCUGCCCACUCUGUGUUGAGACACUGUGCUGAGAAAUUCGGCUUGCCACUGGAAACCCUCUACCAAACAAUCGGAUGGCCAUUGAGUAAGAAGUAUGGCCAUGCCUACGAUGCCUUCAAGAUCUCCAUCACAGACGACUCCGUCUGGGACGGCAUCGUCCCACCUUCGAAGGAGGUGUUGGACGAGCUCAAGUCCUACAUCGCACGCCGUCUGACUCCACAACCCACAAAGAUCCGUGCCGAUGUGGAGGUAUCAUGCUUUGGCUAUGAGGGUAUAGAUGCAAUCAAGGAGGCCCUCAGGGCUGCAGAGGCCCUGAGCACCGAGCAGAUGCAGGUCAAGGUGAAGCUGGUUGCUGCCCCAUUGUACGUCAUCUCUACACAGGCUUUGAACAAGCAACAAGGUAUCGAUCUUUUGACAAAGGCAUUGGAGGUCAUCGAGGAGAAGAUCACCGCCUACAGUGGUUCUGCAACCGUCACAAUGGCUCCAAAGGCUGUCACUGCUACUGAAGAUGCCGAGCUCCAAGCUCUCAUGGAACGUAGCAAGGAGGUUGAAGGCGACUCUGAAGGCUCUGAGGAGGAGAGUGACGAGGAAUGA
Messenger RNA from Williopsis jadinii, 912 nucleotides. It is a transcript of the gene SUI2, whose product is annotated as translation initiation factor eIF2 subunit alpha. The record is from RefSeq and is a predicted model, not a curated record. NCBI's taxonomy places the organism in Eukaryota, Fungi, Ascomycota, Saccharomycetes, Phaffomycetales, Wickerhamomycetaceae. The transcript has a single exon. The coding region runs from base 1 to 912 and encodes 303 amino acids. Gene Ontology annotation, molecular function: RNA binding; translation initiation factor activity; ribosome binding. Gene Ontology annotation, cellular component: eukaryotic 48S preinitiation complex; eukaryotic translation initiation factor 2 complex; eukaryotic translation initiation factor 2B complex.